GGGCAGCAGGAAGUCUCGCAAGUCGCUCCGCCUCGCGGUAUCCCCGCCAUUGGUCCAUGCUUGUUCGGAAAGACGCCGGUGGCCGAGGACGCCAAGAGCGGCCAGUCGGAAUUCAGCAGCCAGCGCCGACUGCUGAAUAAUCCGCUCUUCUGGCCCGGUGAUAACGCUGAUUAUGGCGUGCCGGAGGCGACACGAGUUGGCAAGGUCAGGGUUGGCGAGCAACAGGUCAUCGACUCUUCUUCGCAGUUCCCCCGCACAGCAGUCCUCCGUGGCCGGCAGGUGACUCGCAACCUCUCGCACCUCGAACGCGCCGAGAGUUUGUUUGUGUGACAACAAGUAGUGCCAAUCGGCCACUUUUCGCCGCCCGCCACCAUGAUCAACCUGGAGAUGACAGAGUCCGGCCGAAAGGUCCGCUUCCAGGACAUGGAGCACAUUCUCAGAAGCACCUUCCUACCGUGGGUUAUGGAUACCGCUCCAGGGGAUGAUGAGGCCCCUAAGGACCCGGGGGCCUUGCAGACCCACCACUUGGGAUACACUGAAAAGGACUUUGAGGGUCACCGAGCGCACACCGUUUAUGUAGGGGUGCACUUGCCCGGUCAAGGUCACCGCAGGCGGUCGCACCGGAAACACCACAAACACCACAAGAACAGCAAGGACAGCACCGACGAGGAUGACAGGCCAAUCACUCCGCCCGCUCAACGAGUCCAGUUUAUCCUGGGCGAGGACGCCGAGGAAGGAACCGGCCAUGAGACGCAUCCUCUCUUCUCCGAGAUGGGCGAGUUGGUCCGCGAAGGGGACGACUUCGAGUGGAAAGAGACGGCUCGUUGGAUCAAGUUCGAGGAAGACGUGGAGGAAGGCGGCAACCGUUGGUCGAAGCCGCACGUGGCCACCUUGUCCCUGCACUCGUUAUUCGAGUUGAGGGCCAUGCUGUCCAGCGGCACCGUCAUGCUUGACAUGGAGGCCAGCAACAUGGAGCAAGUGGCAGACCUCACAAUCGACGCUAUGGCCUCUGCAGGCCACCUCACGCUUGAGGAGCAGAAAGAAAAGGUGCGCGACGCCCUACUGCGUAAACACCGACAUCAACACCAAAGGCGCAAGGAAGCGAGUUCGUCCAACAUGGCCCGCUUACCAAUCAUCCGAUCGCUGGCGGAGAUCGGUCGCAAUCAUUCCUCCUCCAAAAUAAACGACCGGCGGCGCAGCAGCACAACGAGCGCGCAGGACGGGUACAUGAUCGACGACGGCUCCGUGGUGCCCGUGACCCCGAUGUCCAUGCUGGUGCAGCAGUCCAUGAUGGCGAUGGCCGCGCCCCAGAUGCACGGAGACCUCGUCCUGCAACCACCCAAGAUUGUUCACCAGUACCAAAGAUACCUGUCGUUGCCCGCUGGCUCCGGUUCUGGCGCAGCCAGCGUGCCUCACGAGGGCAUGGACCACAGCCCCUCGUCCGGCUCCAUACCCCGAAACCAAAGUGCCACCGGACUCUCGGAAAGCGCCACCAACGGCGAUCUGUCCCAGCACAAGACAAACGUACAUUUCAUGCGCAAAAUUCCUCAAGGCGCUGAAGCCUCAAACGUGCUGGUCGGCGAGGUGGACUUCUUGGAGAAGCCCCUCUCCGCCUUCAUCCGUCUUUCGCAGGCCACCUUUAUGGGUGACCUGACCGAAGUUCCCGUCCCCACUAGAUUCAUUUUCAUCCUCCUCGGCCCAGUGGGUGGCAGCUCCCGUUUCCACGAGAUAGGCCGUUCGAUGGCGACCCUGAUGUCGGACGAGAUCUUCCACGACGUGGCGUACAAGGCGCGCAAACGCGAGUACCUGGUGGUGGCGCUGGACGAAUUCCUGGACGCGGUCACCGUGCUGCCACCAGGCGAGUGGGACCCGACGAUCCGCAUCGAGCCGCCGGCCGCCAUCCCCCAGUGCACCCGCCGCAACCCUCCAGGGAGCGGCAAGGAUCCCGAGGUUGACUCUAUCGAGGAGGAGGAGGACGAGCAGAAGCAGCGCGAACAGGCUGGCCUCUCGCGCACAGGACGCCUCUGGGGUGGACUCAGAAACGACAUCAAGCGAAAGGCGCCGUGGUACUGGUCCGAUUUCAAGGACGCUCUGGCAGUUCAGUGUAUAGCCUCUUGGAUUUUCCUCUACUUCGCUUGUCUCUCGCCCAUCAUCACGUUUGGCGGCCUCCUCGGACACGCAACUGGCAACAACAUGGCAGCAAUGGAGUCCCUCGUGUCUGGUUUCGUCUGCGGCAUGGGUUAUGGCUUUUUCUCUGGACAACCACUUACCAUUCUUGGCUCCACGGGUCCAGUUUUAGUUUUUGAAACCAUUAUGUACGACUUUUGCCAGUCAAUCGGCUGGGACUACUUGUGCUUCCGGUUUUGGGUCGGCAUCUGGGUCGGAAUUAUUCUUGUGAUUCUGGUAGCCAUCGAUGCGAGUGCUUUUGUCUGCUACAUCACCAGGUUUACUGAGGAGAAUUUCGCAACUCUGAUCGCAUUUAUUUUCAUCUACAAGGCCAUAGAAAAUGUGCUGAAGAUUGGCUUUGAGAAUCCUGUCAAUCCAAUGGGAGACAUGAAUAAUUACUUGCUCCCUCAAAACUGCUCGUGCGCUCCAGGAAACUCAACGGUCAUGCAAGAGUGGAACGCAGCAAACUGGUCUAGUGUGGGGAAGCAGGAAUGCAUGGCUCUUAACGGCACGCUCAUGGGUCCUGGUUGCGCGGCCAUUCAAUAUGUGCCAGACGUUUUCCUGAUGUCUGUCAUCCUGUUCUUGGGCACCUUCAUCAUCUCGGUCAUUCUGAAGGACUUUAAAAACUCCCUUUUCUUCCCCUCCAGUGUCCGCCAAGUGAUCAGUGACUUUGGCGUUAUCAUUGCCAUUUUUGCGAUGACCCUUCUUGAUGGCUACAUGAAAAUAGACACUCCCAAGCUCAUGGUACCGUCAGAGUUCAAACCAACUCUUCCCAACAGAGGUUGGCUUGUUUCUCCCUUCAUCAACCCUUUUUACACCAUAUUCCUGGCACCUUUGCCCGCUCUUCUGGCUACCAUCUUGAUAUUCAUGGACCAGCAAAUCACAGCUGUCAUCGUUAACCGCAAAGAGAACAAACUCAAGAAAGGAGGAGGUUACCACUUGGAUCUGUUUGUUUUGGCCAUACUGAUCAUGAUAUGCUCCGCCAUGGGUCUGCCAUGGUUCGUGGCCGCAACCGUGUUGUCUAUUAACCACGUCAAUUCUCUGAAACUCGAGUCUGAAUGCGCCGCGCCCGGCGAAAAGCCCCAGUUUUUGGGAGUCAGGGAACAACGCGUGACCCACAUCAUGAUAUUUGCCAUGAUCGGUCUGUCAGUGGUUAUGACUCCACUGCUUCAGCACAUUCCCAUGCCCGUGCUCUUCGGCGUCUUCCUCUACAUGGGUGCAGCUUCGCUGAAGGGUCUGCAGUUCUUUGACCGCAUCCUCAUCAUGUUCAUGCCCCUCAAGUACCAGCCGGACUACAUGUUCCUGCGGCAGGUGCCCCUGAAGCGCGUGCACAUGUUCACCGCCAUCCAGCUCACUUGUCUUAUCGCCCUCUGGGUCAUCAAGUCAUUUAAGAAAACCUCAAUUCUGUUCCCUCUCAUGUUGGUUGUGAUGAUUGGCAUGAGGAAGGGUCUAGACUUCUUUUUCACGCGACGUGAGCUGAAAAUUCUGGACGACGUGAUGCCUGAAACGAGUAAGAGGUCUGCAGCUGAAAAGAAGCACAAGUUGGGGGUGGAUGACGAUGACGAGUCGGGAGAUAUGGAAGGUGGACAGGGAAAGCUGCCCAUUGGGCCAUCUGGGAACCUGGCUAUUCCUCUGGCGAACGGCAACAUCAUGAAGAUUCCGCUGGCGUCCAUCAACAUUUCAGAAGAAGUGAACAAAAGCGGAGUAUGGAAGCAAGUCAAUGAAGACAAUGGAAUUGCGAUCAAGGAUGAAAAGAAGAAAAGUUCUUCACCCUCAAAAAACAGUAAACCGCGAAAGAGAGGCAGUAAAAAGGACGCUUUGACGGAAGACGAGCGACACCGCUUGUCCACGAUGACGGAGGAGCAGGAGGAGGACGACGGAGGCAUCACCAUCAAGAAAACCCCCAAGCAUGAGGCGAGCAACGGUGACAGGCAGAAAAUCGCCGCCGCUACUAACAACCAAACGGCACCGCUGGCCCCGCAAGCUUCCAUGGAGGAGGACGAGGAGGAGGACCCUUUGAGCGUAACCCCGUCCACGCCCAUGUUGCAGAAAUCCAAGCAGCAGGAAGGUAGCCAAGAGAAAAGCAAUGGUCUGCAGGAGCAGUCGUAACGGUGCCUCAUCACUAGUCACCCAAAUCUUUCCACUCACCACUCAAAUCAUUCCUAGCCCUAGAUCGACAGUUCAAGAAAUUUGCGCAUAAGUGACCCCAACCAAGCAUUAAACGGGAAAAGUAAAAACGGCGCUGAGACGUCUGUGUAAUCCAGUGGGACAGCGCCAAAGCCGAAAUCAAACACUGAACGCAUUUUAGCCAAAGUCUGCGACCCUUUUGACUCCAUUUAGGUGCAGUAAUACCGCAAUUAAUUAACUUGUUACAUUGUCUCCGCCGCUUCUUCGGUUCCUUCCCAAGGAACUGUGUUGUUUAUUAUGAAACACGCGCGCGCUCUGCCGGUGAAUCAAUUCAUCGGGGGGUUUUUUUUUUUAUUUCUCUGACAACAACGCAGGCAACUUUUAUCCAACUCUCAUCCCAGUGCAAUUAUCCAUCAACGGACGUGAGUCAGGCAGGGCGCGCACGCGGCUCGUAAUAACGUCAUUUUGUUAAGAUAAUAUUAUAUAUCGUUGAUGUGCUCAUUGUGCUCUAUUAUAGUUUUUAAAAACUCAAAAGACAAAAAAUCAUACUUGUAUUGGUUUCGCCAGGCUUGAAGCAAAAGUCAAUUUCAGCAGUGUGUAUAGUUGUUGAUGCGGAAUACGGCAGUUGCAUUGUAAAACCGUCAUUUUUACAUAUCUGCCAUUCUGUCUCGAGUAGACGGCAGCUGUCAAUUUUUCAGCAAUUUCGGUGCAUUUGCUUUCUCUGGAAACACAACCCCCUUCAAAUAAGCAGGCAGCUUUUAUUCCACAGUAGCGAAAUUUCAAGCAAAGGGGCCACACACACACACACACACACUGUCGCGAGGAAACGAUUUUGAAGCAGUAUUUUUAAGAAGGGAAAUGUAAUCCAUCAACUUCGCUGUAAAAUGAGCAGAAACCGAAAAACUAAACGAAGUGACAAAUACCGUUGAAUAAUAUAUUUUAUCACGCGUCUUUUAAGGUGAGAAUAAUUAGCAGUUGUAAAACGAUUAACUACUACGGAAUAUUUAAUGCGUAGUGUUUUUAGCUCUUAACAUUUGGUGAACUCUUUGUUAUAGAGGACGAGAUUAAGCUGAAAAUCUACUUCUGUGUUUAGUUUAGUUGACAUGUUUUUGAAUGGUUAGCGCAAUCGCCCUGUUUUGUUUUUGGCAAAAUUUUCUAACGUUACUACAUGUAGGUCGGCUGAAUUGUUGAUGAUUUUUUGGUCGAUGUUUGUGUCUUUAGAAUUCCAAUUUAAGCGGCUGUGUGUUUCGAUGCAGUUUGGUGCAUUUUAUCUUUUCACGUUGAUAACUAUACUGCGUUUUAACCCGUUUAACGUUUUUGCCGUCUCCUUAAACAUUAUUUGUUGACUCAUGCAUCACAACAAGUUUACUUUUACAACCCUCGAUAGUUUAAAAAAGUUAAGCGUUGCAACAGUAACUUUACUGCCACAUGUGUAUUACUCUUUUGGGUGCCAGGGUUCUAUAUCGAUUUGAAAUGUUGUGCCAAAAUAUGCUGAUUUUAUUUACAUUUUUGGUACCUAUUAGCAGAUCAGGAACGUUUUAACUGAAGCAAAUGGGAAAAUAUAUUCAAAUCGGAGCAAACUGAUUGUGUAAUAAUUGUGCCUAAAACGCUGGUAUAUAUAUAUUUUACAAGUAUUACAUAUAGGGAAUCAUACCUCUGUAUUACAUACGAACGCAUUGUGUAAAUACAUAAUUUCACCUAGACAAGAAAAUUCAAGAACCAGGUGGACAGAAAUCAAAAUUGCUCAGUGUCGUGAAGAUCUGAAUUGUUAGCCAAAUUCAAUCUCCGUUUUGAAGUAAAACUCGUAAGAAACCACACGCACGCUAUUACAAUACAGAUGAGUGUUGAAAACAGUACUGAAUGAUUGUGAAAACACACACACGUGAGUGUUAGUUCUUGCACUUGUAGGGUAAAAUAGAGAGGAAAUUAGGCUCAAAAUAAUCAAACACUUAAUGAGAACUGCAGUAGUAAAUGUCGUUAGAUUUCUGAUUGACAGAGCUUUAGCGUGCAAGAAAUGAGCAAGUGAAUAAUGUUAUGUGCAUUGUGUCAAUUUUUGGGGGUCAGUUGAGAACGAAAAUCAGCCAUUUUGACUUUCCAGCAUUCUGAUCGAAACAUUAAAUUAAACAUUAAAAUUGAAGCAUUGAAAGAAACAAUGUCAUAAUAAAAUCGAGAUGAUGUAUAAUCACAAGGAA
This is a messenger RNA of Cloeon dipterum, 6485 nucleotides long. RefSeq names its product Na[+]-driven anion exchanger 1 (gene Ndae1). Bases 373 to 4275 code for a protein of 1300 amino acids. The record is from RefSeq and is a predicted model, not a curated record. Gene Ontology annotation, cellular component: plasma membrane. The transcript has 22 exons. Gene Ontology annotation, biological process: bicarbonate transport; transmembrane transport; monoatomic anion transport. Lineage: Eukaryota; Metazoa; Arthropoda; Insecta; Ephemeroptera; Baetidae. Gene Ontology annotation, molecular function: sodium:bicarbonate symporter activity; monoatomic anion transmembrane transporter activity; solute:inorganic anion antiporter activity.